Molecule: messenger RNA, 2624 nt
Organism: Prorocentrum cordatum
Lineage: Eukaryota; Dinophyceae; Prorocentrales; Prorocentraceae
Source: the annotation of a GenBank genome assembly
CAUCAUCAGCAUCAUCGUCCGUAGGCAUUUUGGCUCAAGCGUUUUUGUCUCGAGCCCCUUGUGCUGGGGCGGCGUGCCCUCGGUUGCAGACUCGUCCGCGCGACGCCUCUGGGGAGUCAGAUGAAGCCGCUGCCGUCGGGCAUCCAGACAUUCCAGGGUAGCGCAGACGACGCCCACACCGAGGAAUUCCGCUCAACGCUCAAGAGCGCCUUCGCGCGGAUUUUGGAAGCGCACCGCUGCGAGGUGGCGGAGCUGCAGCUGCAGCUUGACGCCGUCGGCAAAAAACGGCCGACGCCGCCCAGCUGUCCCACCUCCCCUAUCUUGACCGUGGCCAAUACGUUGGAGCCGAAGCUCGGAUGGGCGGAACCUCGCGUGGACAUGCAGGGACACGACAACGUCGACAGGGCAGCGUCGGCGUCGACAAGGACGUCGACAGGAGGCUGCACGGGGACGGCGACACCGGCGACUGGAUGUGCCGGGGUCAACGACAGCGUCGACAAAGCGCAUGCCGCUGAACCAGUGGCAGAGCCUGCGAAGUUGAUGCAGGGAGGCAAUCCAGAACGGUUCUCAGGGCCGCAUUGGCAAUGGAUGCACCGCACAGGGUGGAAGGGGUAUGACCCGGAGGCUUCCGACAAGAUAGAGGAGGCUUUUCAGAAAGGCCACCCAAAGGCCCGCCUCAAGGCCGGCAAGAAGGGCAGCAGUCCAAUGAACAUAUUUUUCGAAGACAUGGUUCAACACGAUGAGGCAUCGGGGAAUUCAAGGGAUGUUCGCCGGGUGGGCCCAAACCCGUGGUGGCAGCGCUUAAGGCGGCACUUGUUAUCUUAUUAUUACGCUUGGGACACUGGGCUGCCGAGGACAGAGACACUGGCCGACUCAAAAGCGCGUAAGAAGCUGAUUCAAAAGGCUGGUAUUGGCGCUGUUGGCUCGAAGCUCGACCUGGCGCAGAACUUCUACCACCCAACAGGCCUCGCCGCGGCCGUCGCCAGGAGCAAGUUCUUCCAUGGCAUCGCAACCCUCGUGGUUGCCCUGAACGCGAUAUGGAUCGCCAUAGAGCUGGACAACAACGACGGGCCGACGUCCAAGGUCGGGUUCCAGGUGGUGGACCACGUAUUCUGCGGCCUCUUCACCGUCGAGCUCGUCGUUCGCUUUGCGGCCUACAGGAGGAAGGUGUUCUGCCUGCGCGACGGGUGGUUCUGCUUCGACGGCGCGCUGGUGCUGCCGAUGUGGUUGGACCUCUGGCUGCUUCCGCUCGUGGGCCUUCUGGCGGGUGACGAGCGCGGAAGCUCGCUCAAGGGCGACCUCACGGUCUUGCGCGUCGCUCGGCUGUUGCGUCUCACGCGCAUGUACCGUUUGCUGAAGUCGGUGCCGACGAUGAUGACGCUGCUGCGGGGGAUCACGACUUCCAUUCGGCCCGUGAGCAUCGCGGUGGGCCUUCUGAUAUUGAUCAUAUACCUCUUCAGCAUUAUCUUUCGGAGCCUGGUGGAUCCUGGCGGCUUCCUCGAGAUGGAGUAUUUCCCUUCCGUGACGUACACGAUGCUGUUUUUGUUGAUGCACGGUACCUUCUUGGACUCGGUGGGAGCAAAAGGAUUUGAGAUCAAUAGGGAGGGUGGCAUCGUCUUGAUGUUCUUCUUCUUGGCAUACAUAUUCAUGACGAGUUUUUUAAUGCUAAACAUGUUGAUCGGAGUCGUCUGCGAAAUGGUGUCCACGGUAAAGAACUGCGAGCAGGAGUUGAUGGCAAAGGUAUCGUUGCAAGCUCAACUAUCCGACAUCAUGGAUGUGUACGACGCGGACGGCACUGGGUCACUGACACAGUCCGAAUUCCAUCUGUUCAUCAACAAUUUGGAGGUGGUGCAAGCGCUUCACCACUUCGAUGUCGACAUCAAAGGGCUGGACACACUCAGUGAGAUGAUGUUUUCGCACGUCUCCCCUGAGGGUGGGUCCGAGGAGGCCGCCAUCGGCUUUGACGACAUCAUGAGUUUGGCCGUGCGCCUCAAGGGCACUAGUGCCUCCCGAGUGGAGGACAUCGUGAAGCUGCGCGAGUUCACUAAGCACCGUUUCGAGGCCUUGGAGCAGCAUCUUAUCAGCAAUCAGAGGAUGCUGGAGGAGCGCGUGGUCCACUCCCAUUCCUCGCUGGCCAACCCGCCAGAAGUACGCCGGGGCUCGGUUCUGCGCUGAGCUUGAGCCGCCUCAUGCGGAGCCCAGGAUUUCAAACCUCCACGAACCUGCAGAACGAAGCGAGCCACUCCGGAAAGGAGGAGCAAGUAGUCAGAAUCCAGUAUGGAGGUCGAACCUUCGUCAUGUAUGGGCCCAUGGAUGGCUGAGAUCCGAUCCUUUCCCCGUACAGGCGGGGCGCCGAAGGAGGAACCCUUUCUCCUCUGGGAGGGGCUCAGUGUCCCUUCCUUGUUUCACAGGUUGGCCCCAGCUUCUUUCCUCGGGCUCCCGCUGGGAAGUCGAAGCUGGGCUCGUGGAAGACAGGGUAGCCUCGUUCCUUACGUACCUGCGUAGGGCGCGCUGCGAUCUGUACGAUUACGCGUCUCGCAGGGGAGGGGGGGUUUCUCGGACCGCCAGUUCUGUGUGGACUCCUCUCGGCAGGCUUGGCGAUCGGGCAAGCGCACUUCGUUCCA